Pararge aegeria (speckled wood butterfly) is the source of this 1111-nucleotide messenger RNA. It is a transcript of the gene Smn, whose product is annotated as survival motor neuron protein. The record is from RefSeq and is a predicted model, not a curated record. The transcript is spliced from 7 exons. Bases 261 to 1058 code for a protein of 265 amino acids. NCBI's taxonomy places the organism in Eukaryota, Metazoa, Arthropoda, Insecta, Lepidoptera, Nymphalidae.
AUUUUUGCGAACAGUACCUACCCUUAAUGUAAAGUUUGCGUGCAAUUAUCAUAAUACGUGCCUCUGCCCUGUCUUUUGAUUGGUCGCGCACAUGACAAACUUGCACGCCACCGCAUAAUAUAAACAGACAGUUUGUGUAAAUACGUCUUUGAAUCUAAAAUAUCCAUGCUUUGUCUUAUUUAGAAUGAUAAGGUAAUAAGGCAUGCGCGUCGAGAUUUGUAUUUUUUCCAGUAAAAUUAAUUCAGAUAAUUUCAUACUUCAUGUCUGAAACAGAAGAUGAGGAAGUUAUUGACAUCUGGGACGAUAGUAAGCUAAACAAGGCGUAUGACAAGGCCCUGAAUAUAGCUAAUGUGGAGGUCGCCAAACGACUUGCCAUGUCCACCAAUACUCAAACAGCUAAAGAUGUUCCAGGAUCAAAACCCAAGAAAGCAGCACCAAAUUCCGCACCUUCUAAAAGUCAGAAGAAAAGGCAGAAAUGGAGAGCUGGCAUGCAUUGCCGUGCUGUGUACGAAGUAGAUGGAGUAGAGUAUGAAGCAUUCCUCAUGCGAAUCUUCAAUGAGAAGGAGUGUGUUGUGCGCUUUAUAGGCUAUGAAAAUACAGAGAUAGUACCGCUAAACUCUCUAAAACCAUCGCUUGGUAAAAGUCAAAGGAACAAACAGAUAGCGGAAGCUUUGGAGGAGAAUUUCGAGGAAUGCUUGAGCAGCCACUCUCAAACUGCUGAGGAAAUGGACGUCAGUGAUAGACCACAGAGUACAGGAAGCUUGGCAUCCUUGCAAAGAAAAAAGUCAAAGAAAAGUAAACCGAAGCAAAAAAAUGAGUUCAUCCUUCCAGAACUACCACCAAUGCCAAUGCCAAAUAUUGGUCAAUUCAAAAAUAUAGUUUCAAUGGACAUGCCCAUUCCGCCACCACCUCCCUUGGGCUUCUCGAACGGUUCAAACAAUGCAUCUGAAGACCAAGCUAUUUCAUCGAUGUUACUCAGCUGGUACAUGAGUGGAUAUUACACUGGCCUCUAUCAAGGGAUGAAACGUGAACGGGAACAAAAAUCAUCAAAGAAUUGAAAUUUUAAUGUAACUAGCAAUUGUAUUCACAAAUAUAACUAUGAAGUGUAAAA